Macrobrachium nipponense is the source of this 1569-nucleotide messenger RNA. Its product is annotated as RNA-binding protein cabeza-like. The record is from RefSeq and is a predicted model, not a curated record. The transcript has 9 exons. The coding region runs from base 67 to 1044 and encodes 325 amino acids. NCBI's taxonomy places the organism in Eukaryota, Metazoa, Arthropoda, Malacostraca, Decapoda, Palaemonidae.
UUAUCAUUUAAAGAAGGUGUUGUUAGGAAAUUUAUACUGUACACAUCUGUGUAGUAUAGCGUUCUGAUGAUUUCUUUUGCUUAUUUUCAGAAAAAGGAGAAGAGAGAUAAUCCUACACCAGAACCAAUGCAAAACCAGAAGAAAGAUAAAGGUUCUGGAUCAAGACCAAGGUUAUUACCCCCAGAAGCAUUUGGACGGGAGGGCGGAAAUGACCGUGACCGUGACCGUGGAAAGGAUCGAGACCGUCAAAAUAGAAAUAAUAGAAGUAGAUUCGAUGAUGAUUCAUACGACAACAGAGGAGGGAGAGGAAAUAUGGGACGUAACAGAGACAGAGAUAACUUUGGCGGCAGCGGCGGUGGAGGUGGAGGUGGUGGUAACUGGAAUCAAGGCAAUAAUCGUAAUGACUAUGGAGGGAAUGACAACUUCAACAAUCGUAAUCGUGGAGAUUGCAAAUGCGACAACAACAAACCCUCCCAAGAUGGUGGGCCCAGCAGCCCCAGUGACGCCCCCAGUGCUGUCAUCUUGGAUGCUGCUUCUCCUGAAAUAAGGAGAGAUGAUCGUCAGUCUGGCGGAGGUCAGUUUGGAGGUGGGGGUCUUGGCGGUGGGUCAGGUGUUGGUUUGACUGGUGGUCCUACUGGAACUCUCCUAACCAAACUUGCUGAUUGUUCAGUGAAGAGUGAAGGCGAUGCAGAGUUAGCUACAAAUGUAAUAGGUCUUUUGUUGAAGUCAUUAAAAGAUUAUAGUAUGAAGAAAGGCGAAUCAAAAGUUGCAGAACUCUUACUUCAGGCCGAACUAAAAAUGAGUACGAUCAAAGCCCUCAAAGUCGGACUGCAGUACCUUUCUGGAUCAUCAGAUGCACCAGGUUUCGGUGGAGGAAUGGGUGGUGGCAGCUUGAUGGGAGCUCCACCAAUGGGAGGCAUGAUGGGCGGUGGAAUGGGAGGAGGCAUGGGCGGUGGGAUGGGAGGAGGCAUGGGCGGCGGAAUGGGUGGAAUGGGCGGCGGCAUGGGCGGAAUGGGAGGCGGCAUGGGCCGCUUUGGACGAUAGGUGUGAAUUGGCAUACCUUGUGAGGAGGAAUAAUGGGAGACUGGAAACCCUGACUUAAACCACAAGAAGACAGUUGGGCAUUUGAUGAAGAAAAAAAACUUACCUAAAGUGGUUUUACCCAAAGUGGUUUUAAUAGAGUAAACCUAGAGUUUAGAGUUUUAUAAACUAUUUAUUGAGGUACAAAGUUACGUAUGUACAGUAUAAAGCAGGUUUUGUGACCUACAGAUGCCACUUCCUUUUAAUUUGAGAAUUAUAGUGUCAGUAGUACAAGCUAUUAUCAUAAGAAUUGAGGUUAUAUGAGAACCAUAGCUUAUAAGUCAUAUGUUCAAUUAUUUGUAAAGUCAUUAAUGUUUAUGUAAGGGGAUGCAUUGCUGAAAAUGAGUUCAGUUUUAUUUCUUUCAAGAAUUGUCUUUAACAAGGUGAGUUUCUCAUCAUCCCUCUAUGAUAUUGUUAGUUCUGUAUUUUAUUUUCCACUCGAGUUAAGACAUUAUUUUGAAGCUAUUCAAAUAUACAAAAACAUUUUCU